Scaptodrosophila lebanonensis is the source of this 856-nucleotide messenger RNA. RefSeq lists its product as uncharacterized. The record is from RefSeq and is a predicted model, not a curated record. Bases 5 to 820 code for a protein of 271 amino acids. The transcript is spliced from 3 exons. NCBI's taxonomy places the organism in Eukaryota, Metazoa, Arthropoda, Insecta, Diptera, Drosophilidae.
AAUUAUGGACAGACAUCGAGGAGAACGUUGGCAUCGCCACCAACAACCUGAAACCUUGACGUACCGCAAACUGAAAUAUAUGCCGGUGAAUCUGCGCAAAAAGGCGAUCAGAGAGGCGCGCAAUCGAAAUGAGCCUAUAGUCGGUAAACGACGACGUCAUGGAAGACGGAAAACAAACAAAAAAGACGAAGAUUUUGAGCGCUGCGAGCAUAAUGCAAUGUUGGCAGCAACGGCCGAGGAAAUGAAGCAAAUCUUGAAGCAGCCAGAGUGCGCGGAUCUCCUCUCGGAUAUUCCGUACGACGUUACGACAACAGAACUAUUGGGCGAGAUCGCAAUCGCCGAGGGUCGAGCAACAACGAUUUAUGUGGAGCGGGACGGUCUCAGCACACUCACCAUUGUGCUCCAUCAAGAACAGCCCACUAUUGCCAAUUUGAAGCACGCGAUCGGGGAGAUCUCACACGCUCAACACACACGAACACAACGCGAUCGACACGAAGAAAGACUCAGACGUCGUGGAAUAACGAAGACGAAGCAAGCUAUCGACGAGCUCAAGAGUUGUGUACCACAACAGGUUGACUCCAUGCCACCACGAUCGACGGGCGAGUUAGUUUGCUCAUCGCUGCGCAACGGACACGAGCAUCGCGCGCACGUUUCUUGGCGUUUUCUAUGGAGGGCAUUUACGCUCUUCAACGUGGAUACAAAUCAGCCGAUCAAUGAUGAAAACGGGCGCGCAACUUUAACUGAUUUGGGCAUCGAGAACGGAGCCACGCUUAAGUUCGUACAUCGUGUUAAAUAUUUUGGGCGGAAGCGUAAGAAAUAAGCGGCAUUGCAUACCAGUACUACCAAAUGGUCCAAC